UCUUUUGAGUAACUUUUUAACCAAAAGAGCUAGCGAUCUGCGGUUUCCGCCAUUCGAAAGAGGAUAUCGGGGCACAUAUGUCUAUGUGGAAACUAGAGUUUUCCGAAAAGUUUUCUAGGCUAACUUUUUCAGGCGACUUUUUCGGACACUAAAUUUUCGCUGCGAUAUUAGUUCUGAAACUAUAUAUGACGAGUAAUGUUUUCUUUUAGCUUUCAAAUAGGGCCGAUUUUACUUGCACACAUUUUUUUUGAUUUUCUGUUGUUUUUCUUCUUAUUUAUCAUUGGUUACUAUCGCCAUUCUCAUACAAGAUAAAUACAUUCGUUGAUAGUUCAUUUUUGUUUCUGCACUUUGCCAUUAUUGAUGGUAGUUCUUUUCUUCGCAAACAUAAACAAACAAAAGGAGGAGUGCAUAGUAGCUGUUUUAAAUGAUGAUAUUUAUAUUUGAAUUAAAUGGGAGUUUUUCCUAAAUGAGAAUUCAUUGGAGAAAUUCUUCAUCGAUAGAAAACAAUAUCUUAACCUUAUAUGAUUCAAAGUCCUGUCAAGAUAUGCACGACAAUAAAGUCGAUGUCAUGAUGUUGCUAUGCACCUGGUCAUUGUUAUGAUAGGAAGUAGUCAAUUCUGGAUUAUUUGAAGGAAGAUAUUUUUGUUGGAUUUCAAGUGUUCUCUGAUGGAACUCAAGUGCUUAGAAGUACUCUCAUGUUAUCAUGCACGUGAGACAUAUUAUUCUAUAGAUAUACAUUGAAUAUUAGCUUUAUGCAAAAAGAAGAAAUCUGUCUGUUCGAAGAAAAGUAGAAAGUGGAUUGCUGUUGAGUAAUGUUAUGUGAUAGAAGAAGACAUAUUGACUGUAACAACAACGAUGACUUACAUACUUAGAAAGCUUUUAAUGGCGAUUUAUUUCUUCUUUCUCUUACGUUAUCAUGCAUGAAAGAAAUAUUUUCUUUUAAAUAUAGAUUCUUCAUUUUAUAACAUGCAUAUUUCUAACAUUCCAAUUGAAAAUGCUCUAUUAAUCAUUUUUUAAUUUUCUCAUACCAUAAAUCAUAACAUGAAGAAAAAAAACUCGUCUUUUAUUCAAAAAAAGAAAAUCUUUAUUUAUACUAACAUUCCCCAAUGUAGCUAUCUCUCAUAUAAGAAUUUUGUUAAGUAAUACAUAUAUAAUAAAAGAAAACAAAAUAAUGUACAAAUGAGAGAAAGAGAGAGCAGUGAAGAAAUUUAUACAAAUGAAUAUAUGUGUAUAUAUUCAUCAAUUCACGCACGAGAAAAGAAAGGGUUCACUAUCUAACACACAGACAUGUAUGUAAAUAUAGAAAAAGCAAAAAAAUAAUCCUGAGAGUUUAAGCAUAUCGAUAUUUGCGUACUAAAUCUGUUGUCAAAUCAACACAAAGUAUACAAUCAUCAUGUGUAGUUGCUUAUGAACAUAGACAUCGUAAACGUUGAUUAUAAGAAUCAAUAAUACGUAAUAAAUCACCUUGAUUAUCAUAUAUUUCAAUAUAUGCAUUACCAUCUUUUUCGCAUUUCCCAGCUAAUAAAAGGCCAUUUUUAUUCAUAGAAAGGGCUGUAUAACAUCCUAUGAAUAAAAUUUCCUGCUUUUAACAAAAAAGAAACCUUAAUAAAAAUUCUUCUUUUUUUACUUCCUUUUGUUAUUUGAAUAUUAACAGAUUAUGACUGUUGAUGUAUUGAUGAAGAUUGUUUAUUAUGUGAUAUAAUAAGCUCAGGUGGUUCAUGUGUUAUAUUUUAUCAACAUCAACAAUUUGUUCUUGAGUUAUUGGUAUUAAUUGUCGAAACUAUUUUCCAUCAUAUAAUAAUAUAUGUAUACGAUGAUCACUAAGGAUUAUUUCAUCUUGUAAACUAAUUGUAAAUGCUUUUAUUGUUUUUAGAGAAUUUUACGAAGAGAGAAUUUUGAAAAGGUCUCUGAAGGACCAGAUUGUAUAUCUAAAGUUUUAGUAGCAAUAUAUGAUUUAUAUUAGGUUUUAAUGCAAUAGCGCAGGUAACCAAACUGAGAUAAUCUUCGUAUUCCGUCUCCAUACUCAUUCGAGCAGUAUAAUCAUCCAUAUUAUGAAAUCGUUUAGAAACGAAAGUGCUAAACUCGUCUUUAUGUUCUGAUAUGUAUUGAAUGCUCUAUAUCUUGAAAGGUUUAGUUCAUUAGUUUUAGCUGAUGAGAAACAGCUUUAAAAGCACAGAUAUUCCGUCCUAAACUUAAGCGUUUAAGAGCCGAAUCACUAACGAGGGAACCUUUUUAGGUUAUAAAUCGCUUUUUUUUAAAAAUUUCUUCUUUUGCUUUUAUUUAUUUCAUUUUGUUUUUCUUCAGAUGAAAAAUCGAAAAUUGAAAAUGAAUGUGCUAUAUUUCAACUGGUAUCAAAUAUUUAUAUAUUAACACAAUCUAUACAAGAAUUAAAUGAUCGUAUUGAACGUAUGGCUUUAUUAGGUGAACUAUGUGAAAAUUCAUUCAUGAAAUUUCAAUUUCGACAUAAUCAAGCAUUAGAAGAUUUACCACGUUCAUUAAACAGUGUGUAUGUAUCAUCAACAUAUUCACCAUUAUGUCGAAAAUUAAAUCAAUAA
Messenger RNA from Didymodactylos carnosus, 2555 nucleotides. Lineage: Eukaryota; Metazoa; Rotifera; Eurotatoria; Philodinida; Philodinidae. The record is from the annotation of a GenBank genome assembly.